Molecule: messenger RNA, 1873 nt
Organism: Neopsephotus bourkii (Bourke's parrot)
Lineage: Eukaryota; Metazoa; Chordata; Aves; Psittaciformes; Psittacidae
Product: olfactory receptor 4D1-like
Exons: 1
Coding region: 31-984 (317 amino acids)
Biological process (GO): G protein-coupled receptor signaling pathway
Cellular component (GO): membrane
Molecular function (GO): olfactory receptor activity; G protein-coupled receptor activity
Source: RefSeq, a predicted model, not a curated record
ACAGGCAUGCUCAGAGGGUAACAACUGGAGAUGCAGAACAUAACCAGUCCUGUAAUGGAAUUUGUUCUCCUGGGUUUCAACAACAGUCUUAAGAUUCAGCAAUCCCUCUUCACAGUCUUCUGCCUUGUCUAUCUGAUGACCUGCUUGGAAAACAUCACCAUCCUCACCACUGUUAUCACUGACUACCACCUACACACACCGAUGUACUUCUUCCUGGCCAACUUAGCGUUCACAGAUAUUGCUGAAUCAUCAGUCACUACUCCCAUUCUGUUGUCAAGUCUCCUCUCCCAGCCCAGAUCUGUUCCAGUCAAGGAAUGCAUGCUUCACAUGUUUUUGUUCCACUUCAUCGGUGGUGCUCAUAUCUUUCUUCUUGCAGUGAUGGCAGCUGAUCGCUAUGUGGCUAUUGUUAAGCCCUUGCAGUACCUGACUGUAAUGAACCGUGCAGUGUGUUUAGGUCUAGUUGUAGGGUCAUGGGCAGGAGGAUUCAUUCACUCUGCAACACAGAUUACUCUGCUUCUCCCUUUACCUUAUUGUGGUCCAAACACCCUGGACAAUUUCCACUGUGAUGUCCCACACGUACUGAAAGUGGCCUGCAUUGACACCUACCUGAUAGAGCUGCUGAUGGUCUCAAAUGGUGGACUGCUCCUCAUACUAAUUUUUGUCUUGCUGCUUAUUUCAUACACUGUCAUCUUAGUCAAGAUAAGGAGGCAGUUCACCAAAGGAAAGCACAAAGCUUUUUCUACCUGCAUAGCACAGAUAAUGGCAGUAAGUAUAACAUUCAUUCCAGGAAUAUUCAUCUAUGCUCGGCCCUUCAAGACAUUUGCACUGGACAAAGUGGUCUCUAUCUUCUUCACUGUGGUUGUUCCAGUGCUGAAUCCCAUGGUCUACACCCUGAGAAAUGCUGAAAUGAAAAAGGCCAUCAGGAGACUUUAUUUCAAGGGUUCUGUUCUCAGAAGGAACGGGAAUAGCUUAACUCCCUGCUAAAUGGUCAUCCUUUUGCUUUGUAACUGGUGUAACUUAUCAUUAUUGAAAUAUCUGAACUUCCAGCAAAGACAACUGCAGAAGAGAAAUUCUUUCUGGAGAACUGUUGGAGGAAACUUGGAUCCCUUUACAUUAAGUGCAGUUCCCAUCCAUACAGCCUGUAGAGUGCAGAGCAAGUGACAUCACUUUAACAAGAAAUCAGGUUGUUUGCAGGAGUAGAGGGAUCCUGCUGGCUUUUCACCACUAUCAUUCCUGUUACCAUCUGUAAUGCUGAGUGACUUGUCUCUUUUGAAACCAGGAAUUCCUUAUCUAUGUCAUUCAGUCAUAAUUGUAUCCCAAUACAACCAACCUGGGCCUAAUCCUGCAACAUUAAAACCAGUUUCCAUAUUGAGAUCAAGCAAAAGAACUCCUCCCUAUUGAUAUGGUUAUGCUAGCCUUUGCAGGCUGUCUCUGUUAGGAAACAGCACAGACUUCAUCUAAUUUGGUGAACUGACAGUAAAGGCAGUAAAGGAUGGGGCAGGAGAUCUUUCAGUAUAAUGUUCAUUUUCCUUUAGUUUGCUUGCUCAAGGAACAGGCAGCGAGAGCCAUCGCAGGGUAAAUUCACUGCCUCACUUCAGAAACUUCACAACAACUACUUAAUGCCUAAGUGGUUUUUUACAUCUUCGAUGUAGUGUUUGUUUCACUCCCUCCAGGGAACUUAGCUUGCCUGUGGAUUACUGGAACUCCAUAAUUAAAACACAGGAGAACCAGAGUUAAGGAAACUUCACUUAAGCUUCUAAUGACUUUGCUUCUGGGAGCUGAUCUACUUUGAAAUCUGUGAGAAGAGCCAGAGAAUUGAUUUUUGCUUGUUUUAUUCCUUGUAAAGACAAGACUGGAAGAAAUCUCUCUUUAC